Messenger RNA from Trachymyrmex septentrionalis, 832 nucleotides. RefSeq lists its product as uncharacterized. The transcript is spliced from 3 exons. The coding region runs from base 122 to 784 and encodes 220 amino acids. The record is from RefSeq and is a predicted model, not a curated record. Lineage: Eukaryota; Metazoa; Arthropoda; Insecta; Hymenoptera; Formicidae.
ACAAACAGAUCAGCAGAGGUGGACAGUGUAAGACGUAACGGAGGAGAAGCUGAUGAUUGUACUAUAGGCAAUUAGAAGAUAAAGAAGAAGAAUCAACGAGUUUGCGUAUAUUAUACUUACGAUGGAUAAGCGGCAUUCAAUAAUUUGGAUUUUACAUUUUCUUCAUCUCACGGUGUUCUGCAAUUUAGUGAUUGCUAAAAGUGAAUAUACAAGUCUAUUUGAACGGUGCACAAACGAAAAAAACACUUUCAAUUGUUUCAAACGGCGUGCUUUGGAAAUCCUCGACUCGGCUAUUCAAGAUGAUUCUGUAUUUAAAAUCAAUGAUUAUAUUUCAAUUACCAAAGAUCAAACAUCUACCGCCGAAAGUCACAACUCGAUGAAAUCUGAAAAUGGCACGGAACUAAGUCUCGAUCAAAAAUUGGAUAAUAAGUUUUAUGAAUAUUUAACAUCGAGAAGCGUGAAACUGACAAUACCGGGAAAUGCUUUUGAAGGAAGAAAAAAAAAGAAUAAGGGUUUCGGAUAUAUAAUAGUGGCAGGUGCCGUGUUAGCAGGUAUGAUGGCGCAAUUAGCCUAUGGAAAAAUUGCUUUCCUUGCUGGCACGGCUUUACUAACGGCGAAAAUGGCUUUAGUUUUAAGCGCGAUAGUUGGUUUGAAAAAACUAGUGUCGAGCGGAGGAGGUGGUCAUGAAGUGAUUUACGCUACAGCAUCGGAACAUCAUGGAGGUGGUGGCGGUGGAUAUGGUGGUGGUUGGCAACGAACAAUGGAUGUUGUUCCUCCAACCUGAAUCAUAUUCAACACAUAAACUACAAACUCAAAAGUCUUACGAUUUAGU